Molecule: messenger RNA, 855 nt
Organism: Enterospora canceri
Lineage: Eukaryota; Fungi; Microsporidia; Enterocytozoonidae
Source: the annotation of a GenBank genome assembly
AUGAAGGCCCUUCAACAACUCAAAGAGCACAUUCUAAAGAAGAAGUAUCCAAUUGUUUUACAGGGUCCCCCUGGCACUAAUAAGCUCUCUACAACCAUCAAUAUGCUACAGAAAUACAACAUCAAAUAUAAACAAAUUGAUAUUUCUGAAAUCAGAUACCAGCACAAACCACUCAUACCCUGUAUAUACAUCAUUCAAAACAUAGAGAACAGUGAUGUUCUUGAUAAAAUAACGUAUUUCAAGAACCUGAUUGUGAUAUCUGAUGUGUUUGUCAGUAGAAAGAGACAUGAAGUCACUUUGAUCACAGUCACCCCACAAUCAUUUCCUGGUAAAACACGGAAAGAACUUGCAACAACCAAAGAACUCCUUGAAGAUGAAAACACACUGUCGAUAUUCAGACUUGCUGGUAAAAUAUUCCACAAGAAAUGCACUGGAAAGCAGAUUGAUUACCAAAAUAGCAAAUUCAUUUAUUACUUUAACAAUAGCAGCAAAGAGGUUAAGGAAGUACACGAAACUGACACUGUUCAAUCAAAGACAAAAGACAGACGUAAAAUAAUCGAAGAAUCAACCGAUUCGUUCGAUUUGGAGACAGCGACACUGCCACUUCAGCAAGAAAAAUUGGCACCUGACAAAUUUAGCAAAUCAUUUUCAGCCUCAGCCAUGCAAGACGUAUUUUACGCCAAUUUCCACAAUUUCGUGGAUAUGAACAAUAUUGUAGAUUUCUAUGAUAUUUUAUCACUAACUGACAUACAACAGCACCAACAAAUCACAUUCGCGCUCUUUGCUUCUCAGAAAGGCGCAGUCUGCAAGAAGUUCAUUCAAUUCACCAGAAACAAAUUCAAUAAACCUGAAUAA